GCCAUUCGUAUUGCGUUGAGUGCCACAACAACUACACAGCUGUGGUCCCCGCCAGGGUGAUCUUCAAUUGGGACCUUCGGCAGCACGCAGUCGCUGACGCCAAUAGAGACUGGCUCCUCAGUUGCAUCGACGAUCCCAUGAUUGAUAUCCGUGCCGCCAACCCUCGUCUCUACGAGCACGUCGAAGAGCUCGAUAGACUACGGACUCUUCGAACGCAGCUGCUGUACUUGCGAGCUUACCUCUUUACCUGUUCAUCUGAGAGCGAAGCUGCCGAUACGCUCCGCAGCAUGUUCAAGUCGAGAGAGCAUUUCUACGAACACGUGCACCUCUACAGCGUUUCGGACUUAUUGUUGGUAGCACGUGGUGGACUGUUGUUCGAAGUACAGGAGGCCGUUUGCUUCUCAGAACUACAUGUCAGGGACUGCAAGCGUUGCACCGCUCGUGGAUUUGUGUGUGAAGUAUGCCGCUCUAAUGACGUCAUCUUCCCAUUCCAGCUUCACAUUGCCCAAACCUGUCCGGACUGCUGCGCCGUGUACCAUCGCUCGUGCGCCCCGCGGCUCACCGACUGUCCACGCUGCGUGAGGCGACGACAGCGGCGCUUGAAAGAGCGAGACGAUUUCGAAGAAGAAAAUUAUUCAGCACUGGACCACCUUGAGAACGAAAAUCUACCAGUUGAAAAGAACGACCAACAUGAUAUUGGAGAGAAAUGCGAUAAUACGUUGACUUCUAAAGAAUUAAAGAGUCAAGUACAGGCUCAAGAAGUUGAAAAUUUUGAUGUUAGUGCGGAACCAUGUGAUGUGGAAGAAGAUGCAGAUUCUAUAUACUCUGGCGUUUUGCACAGCUAAAUGAGAUCCUUGUUCAUAGAAUACCUGAUUUUUUCAAGAUUGUUUUGUACCCAACGCUCGUCUACAAGCCAAACCAAUGAUCACGGCGUCUGCAGCGGCGUCACAUUAUUUUUCAACGCGAUUUUAUAAUUAAAUAAUUAAUUAAUCUUCUGAGAUUGGCAUUCAUUUCAUUAACUCGUGACGUGCACUGUUUGCUUAACUAUUACGUUUCUCAAGCUCGUUACAGUAUUUUCUCAAAUUCCUACCUGCGUUCGUAAUUUGCGAUGAUAUUGCUAUUUAUUCCAUGUUCGCUUAACACGUAUGUGUGCUGUUUACAAAGAAAACAAUAUAUGCGUGAUGUUUUCUUUCACCGUCAUCUAACGAGACUCGAUUCUAUGCCCGAGAACAGGCGUUCCUAAAGUGACUGAAAGAAUUUGUACAAUUUCAAAUUAAGUUCUGCAUUUUUUCGCAUAACUCGUUGUCGAAAAGCGAGCUUUGAAAACAACUUUUGUGUGCCUUCAAUGAUGUGACUAGCUUCGUAUGUAAAUAUUCUGUGGACGAAAUGUUUUUUCAAUAAGUUUGGAUCAUCGCAUUUUCGUGAAAUUUUAUUGGACUUCAAUUUGUCCUACUUCUCUGACGGGGAAUCGAAAUUUGUACUCCUCCUUACUUUUGGAAUGAAAAUAUUCAUAUAACUGCACGAGCUUACUUGAUCUAUGAAACUCUGAGUCAAGUUUUUCGUUGGGUUUUUCCGAUGUCAGCUAACCGUAAUGCAUAGAUUCUUUUAUGAAUGCAUCACUAAAAUAAUGAUGCAAAGUGGAGGUGACGAAACUAUGAUGACCUCACAUCAAUAUAUGCUGUAUUUCUGUGAUUUAUAUUAUAUGGGAAACUAAUGGAAC
Molecule: messenger RNA, 1720 nt
Organism: Hyalella azteca
Lineage: Eukaryota; Metazoa; Arthropoda; Malacostraca; Amphipoda; Hyalellidae
Product: differentially expressed in FDCP 8 homolog A
Exons: 4
Coding region: 138-845 (235 amino acids)
Source: RefSeq, a predicted model, not a curated record